Messenger RNA from Cetraspora pellucida, 878 nucleotides. The record is from the annotation of a GenBank genome assembly. NCBI's taxonomy places the organism in Eukaryota, Fungi, Glomeromycota, Glomeromycetes, Diversisporales, Gigasporaceae.
UUAAAGUUAAAAAUUAUAGAUCUUAUUUAAAUUCUGUUGCAGCUCAGAACUUUGCUGAAGCAAUUGUGCAUGUAAUUGAAACAAGUCUUAUUAAUGAAAUUAAGUUGUCAGUUAAUUGGAGUAUAAUGAUCAAUGAAAGUACUUCAAUAGAUGAAAAGCAUCUUGUUAUUGCUUCUCAACAUAUAGCAUUCAAUACAUCUAUUAUUCAUUACUUAGAAUUAAUUAAAUUAGAAGAUUGUAAAAGUAAAAGUAUUAUGAAAACAUUGGAAACAUUUAUAAUUACAAAAAAUUUAAGUAUUAUGAAUAUUUCACAUUUUGGUAAUGAUGGUGCUUUGAUGAUAACAGAACAAGAUGCAUCUAAAACAGUUCCUUAUUUUAAAGAAUAUGAAACUAUUUGUCGAUCUCUUUAUAAUUAUUUUAGUAGCUCAUAUAAGCAAAUGUUAAAUCUAAAAAUAAUUCAAAAGACUAAUAAAGAUCCACAAUUAAAUUUUCUUAAUAUCAUUAAUACUCGAUGGCUCUCUAUGUUGAAUGCUAUUAAUAAUUUACAUCAAAUUCUUGAUUCAGUUAAGGAUGCAUUAAAUUAUGAUAUUAUAACUGUUGAGAAUAAACAAGAUAAAAAAAAAACUGAAGAAUUAUUAAAUAAUUUAGACUCAAAUUUUACUUUAAUUACAAAAUUUCUUGCAAAUUUAAUGUUUAUUUUAACAAAACUUAUUAAUCUAUUUCAACGAGAUUCAAUAAUAAUUUCUGAUGUUCAAUUUAAUCUAAACAUAACAAUUUCAGCAAUUACAACACAAUUUAUUGGAUAUGAAAAUAUUACUCCAACAUAUAGAACAUUUCUUCAUGAAUAUAUGGAUAUAAAUUUUAUAAAUUCAACAUAA